This is a messenger RNA of Alternaria postmessia, 1845 nucleotides long. RefSeq lists its product as uncharacterized. The coding region runs from base 1 to 1845 and encodes 614 amino acids. The transcript has a single exon. NCBI's taxonomy places the organism in Eukaryota, Fungi, Ascomycota, Dothideomycetes, Pleosporales, Pleosporaceae. The record is from RefSeq and is a predicted model, not a curated record.
AUGCCAUCGUUCCAGCGGCUCAAACACCCCUUUCGACGCCCUACUCAUUACUACACGAUCCAUGAACCAUCUCCUACACCAAGACAAUUAGAAGAACGACGUGAGAAGGAGAGGCGAAGGGCACGCGACAAGAUUGAGAACGACCUUGAUGACGGGCGUGUGGGGCCUAGGAGUAGUGAUUCGCCUGAUGAGCUUCCAGUGAUUAUCGACAGAGGUCCAUACAGGGGUCACAUUUACCCACGGGAGCAGCUUUUCUUCAACAGCAUCAUGCUGGCCUCUGAUGUAGAGCCGAUUUGCGCUGGCCCACUGGGAGGAGAGCUUAGACAGGAGGUGCACAGAGCCCCAAUAAGGCGUCCAAAGACGCAGCGUGAGCAGAAGCCACGUUCAAGGCCUGUGCCAAGUGAAUACUUAACCGCGUCACAGAACGCAGAAAAUCUAAGACAGUGGGAAGAGCGGAAUAAGGUUCAUGAGAUAGAGCAAAGAGAGUAUCCGAGACCCGUGCCGAGUGAGUAUUUGACGGCCAAACAAAACGCUGAGAACUUGCGGCGGUGGAAAGAACGCAGCAGGAGUCUUGCAGCUCCACGGGCACAAGUUCUAAUGCGGACUCCGUCUUCCCCAAGACCCCCAUCUCCACCAAGGGGACCGAUCACCCCUGGCACUAGGGAAUGGGAUGGCUUCAUGGACUUCCCUUUGGAUAAUUCCGUAUACGCUGAUGGCAGCAAAGAGGCCACUGUGGAUGUACCUGACUCAGCAUGCAUCCUACCGACGAUAUUCACACCUGAUGCCCCACCGCACCUGACGGAUGCCCCUGAGACUGAUAUUGAUUCGGUACCGCAGGCUGAUUUCUCUUCCACACCAACUCAAUCAGAUUGUUCACAGAAAAAGGCUGAAGGAAAUGCCUCGAGAAGACUAGAAAUCCGAUUGUCAACCGGAAGCGAGCAGCCUGAACGGCUAACAUGGAACUCAGCGCUCAACAGUAUCAUACGCAAUGAAGCCGUCGAUCCAGUCAUGAGAGCAAGAGUCAGAGAAAGAAUUGAACGUAGUCUCACCUCUGCUGAUCAAAAGCUUUUUGACAAGAACUCUUACCCUGUUACUAUGAAGGACGCUGGUCUUGUUCCAAAUUUCAGCCACCCAAGUGCUGGGAGUGAGUUUCAUGACCGUCUUCAGUCUGGACAGGCGGACCGGUCGUUGUCACUGGAAAAGUUUAGACAACUCGAGGAACAACAGGAGGAACAGUCACUGCCUAAUGGCGUGAAUGCUGGAUAUCACAAUCGUUCGAAUUCAAGUAGCGCUCUCUAUUGUUCUCCCCCGCACUCCGACUGGCCACUACGCGGAGGUAAUGAAGAGAGUCCACCUCAGCUAACUAAUGGUGUACCACCAGGUUACUAUUCUUCGUCAUCGGGCUCUAGUGACGACUCCAAUCAUGAUCCCUAUCAUCGCCCACCGUCACCCCCUGAUCGUGUGCCAGAGCAUGUCUUCGCCUUUCUCUGUUCUCUACUGACACCGUCCGAACUCGCCCUCCACUACGAUGUCAUCUACGAUUCGGCUCCUCCAUAUCCUCCACCAUUUCCCAAUCUUGUACCACGCAGCAAUGCCAUGUCGGCGAUCCCAUUAGACGUGCGUCUUGUCCAAAAGCUACACACUGCGGUUUACGGUCUCCAAGAUCGCAUCGUUGGCGUAGAAGAAGACCUCAUUCCAGAACUUAGCACAAAUCUGGAGAACAAGCACCUCCAGGUCAGGGAACUCGAUGUACAGAAUCUCAGCCUGCAGGAAGAGGUUAUAGAACUCAAGCGCAUAGUAGACUUCAGCAACAAGGUUCUGGCUGGAUGUUGGGAGCGCGAAUGA